AUGGCCUCCUCACCCCCAACCCUAAUCUUCAACUACGACAUCUCCUGCCCCUUCGCCUACAUAGCCUCGACCCGCGUGCAAUCCCUGGCCCGCCGCACAAAUGCAACCCUGAUCUACCACCCUGUCCUCCUCGGCGCCAUCUACCGCGCCACCGCCGCGCCCCAGGGCGCCGGCGGCAGCGCCAGCGACGUCUUCAACUCGACGAAAAAGAGCGUCACAGCAACGGGCAUGCAGCGCACCCUAUCCCGCUACCAAAUCCCUUACCACCCCCCGCCCAAGCACCCCCGCAAAACAGUAAAUGCGCUGCGCAUGCUCUAUUGCGUCCCCGAGCAGGACAAGAGAAGGCAACUUACGGACCGGCUGUUCCGCGCGUACUGGGUUGAAGGGCGAGAUGUAAACGACGACGCUGUGUUACUCGAGAUUGCACGCGAAGCCGGUAUUCACGGGCUUGAUCGGGCUUGCUUUGCGAACGCGGAGGCGAGAGGGGAGUUGGAGCGCGAGACGGGGCUGGCGAUUGAGAGGGGUGCGUUUGGGGUGCCUGGGUUUUGGAUUCCGGGGGCUGGGGAAAGAGAGGGGGGAGGAAGGUUUUUUUGGGGUCAGGACCGCAUGCAUUUUGUCGAGGCGACGCUGCUUGGACUAUCGGUGGCGGCGGCGGCGGGUUCUGGGAAGGGAGGCCAAGAUGCGUGGGUUGGAGUGAAGAAUUUGCGGUCGCUGCUUCCGCGUGUUGUGCAUUCGAAUCAGUUGCCUUUUGCGAGUAAGUCGGCUGUUAGACUGGAGUUUUGGUUCGAUUUCUCGUCGCCGUGGGCGUUUUUGGGGUACACGCAGCUUGCGCGGUUGCAACGCACGUUUGGGCCUGGGCUGGAGAUUGUGCUCAAGCCGUUCUUGCUGGGAAUCUUGUUUCGCCAGAUAGGGGCCCCGAAUAUGCCGAUGAUGGCGGUGAGCCAGGCGAAAGCGGAGUGGUCGAGGCGUGAUCAUGCGGAUUGGACUAGGUGGUGGAAUGCGGUCGAUGUGCAAGAGGGGCAACAAGAGGGUGGCAAAGGGAAAGAUGGGCCGAUCAAGUUUUAUUGGGCUGAUAAGUUUCCCAUACGUACGCCGACGGUGCUUAGAGUGGGGAUCGUGGAGCCGGCGGCGACGAAGGUCUUAUACUCAGCAUGUUGGGAGCAGAACAAAGACGUGGCAGACGAAGCUGUACUCCAAUCAGUUCUUGAUGAAGCAGGAUUCAAUGGCUCUGAUCUCAUUGCGCGCGCCAAUAGUCCUGCCGUCAAGGAGAAACUGCGAGCUCUCACCGCUGAAGCCAAGGAAUUAGGGCUUUGUGGUGCACCUACCUAUCGUGUAUUGAGACGGCAACAGGACGGAGAGUUCAAGCCUGUAGGUGGCUUAGUGUGGGGACAAGAUGAGAUCAGUGUUGUUGAGGACUUGAUUGCUGGAUGGUCGCCUGAGGAGAGCAACGGCCAGGUUGCUGAAGUAGGCAAGGUCAUGUAUGAGGAUGUACAAGGCGGAAAGAGUGUUGGGGCAAAGUUGUGAUCAUAGUCACCACACUGUCAUUGUGGCUGGAUAUUUAUGUAGAUGACAUGGAACAUGAAAGAAUCUCGGGUUAUCUCACGGCGAUUUUCAAAUUUAUUAAAACC
Bipolaris maydis ATCC 48331 is the source of this 1628-nucleotide messenger RNA. Its product is annotated as thioredoxin-like protein. Lineage: Eukaryota; Fungi; Ascomycota; Dothideomycetes; Pleosporales; Pleosporaceae. The record is from RefSeq and is a predicted model, not a curated record. Gene Ontology annotation, molecular function: glutathione transferase activity; glutathione peroxidase activity. Gene Ontology annotation, cellular component: peroxisome; mitochondrion. Gene Ontology annotation, biological process: glutathione metabolic process.